Molecule: messenger RNA, 2429 nt
Organism: Wasmannia auropunctata (little fire ant)
Lineage: Eukaryota; Metazoa; Arthropoda; Insecta; Hymenoptera; Formicidae
Gene: r-l
Product: uridine 5'-monophosphate synthase
Exons: 4
Coding region: 258-1694 (478 amino acids)
Biological process (GO): 'de novo' pyrimidine nucleobase biosynthetic process; 'de novo' UMP biosynthetic process
Molecular function (GO): orotidine-5'-phosphate decarboxylase activity; orotate phosphoribosyltransferase activity
Source: RefSeq, a predicted model, not a curated record
AAAUAGAAUUAAACAAUCGUAUCAGUAUUUUACGUAACAAUGAAUAAAAAAAUUCAAAGAUCGUAGCUGUGUUACCCACCGAAAAUAUCUAUAUGGCUACACAGUUCAACGUGCAUGUUUUGUGAGCAUAGAGGCGCCAACGGAUGAAUUCCAUGUACUAAAACGAGCACAUCGGCACCUUCCCUCUCCUCCCUCUAGUUCAGUUAACUUGAGUUAAGCGACACGUGACUCGCUCAAGCAAUCGCAAAAGAUUCGAAAUGGAAGCCUCCUUGAAAGAAUUAGCCGUCGAACUGUAUAAUAUAGAGGCCGUGAAGUUUGGAGAAUUUGAGACAAAAAUUGGCCUAAAAACGCCGGUAUAUUUUGACCUGCGUAUAAUAAUUUCUUACCCGAAAUUGAUGUUGAAGUUGGCGAAAGCUUUGUGGACGUUGCAAGAUGACCCGAUGAAGGUGUCCCGAAUCUGCGGUGUCCCGUACACAGCACUGCCACUAGCCACUCUGAUAUCGGCUGAGGAAGGGAUUCCCAUGAUUAUGAAGAGAAAAGAAGCGAAGUCAUAUGGCACGAAGAAGUUAAUUGAGGGUGUUUACCUGCCCGGUGAGACCUGUGUGAUCAUUGAGGACGUUAUUACGAGUGGUAGCAGUAUUCUAGAAACCGUCGACGCCUUGAAAAAGGAAAAUCUAAGCGUGACAGAGGCUUAUGUGCUGAUCGACAGGGAGCAGGGUGGCAGAAAGAACCUCGAGAAUCACGGGAUCAAAGUUAAGUGUCUAUUCGUGAUUACGCAACUCAUGAAGUACCUCCUCGAGGCUGAAAAGAUCACGCCUGAGAUAGUCAAGAAUGUUGACGAUUACUUGGCGAUGAAUCGGGCACCGAGCAUUUCUGUCCGAGGCGUGCCAGACGACAGAUUGAAGCUGUCAUACGGCAAACGUGCAAAAUUAACGACGAAUCCAUUGGCCUCAAAGCUGUUGGAUCUGAUGGAAUCGAAGCAAACUAAUAUUUGCUUGGCGGCCGACCUGAACAGAACGGGCGCGAUUUUGGACUUGGCAAACGAAGUGGGACCUCAUAUCGCCGUGCUGAAAAUUCAUGUGGAUAUCAUAGAGAACUUCAAUGACAGGUUCGUUCUUCGGCUCAAAGAACUGGCGAAGCAGCAUAGAUUCCUGUUGAUGGAGGAUCGCAAGUUUGGCGAUAUCGGCAACACGGUGUUGUUGCAAUACAGACACGGCUUGUUCAAGAUCGCCGAAUGGGCCGACCUGAUCACGGUACAUCCGGUAUCGGGUGCGUCCGUCAUCGACGCGCUGAAGAAAGGUCUCGAGAGCAUCACCGAGCCACGUGGCAUUUUCUUGGUCGCCGAGAUGUCGUCCGAAGGUGCAUUGACCACCGGCGAUUAUCUGAAGAGCGCCGUUUCAAUGGCGGAGGAAGCCUCCGAUUUGGUGGUAGGUCUCGUGUGCCAAUCUGAUCUCUCGGCGAAACCCGGGCUGCUCCAAUUGACACCCGGUGUCAAGCUGGUCAAAAGCGCAGGCGACGGACUAGGCCAGCAAUACAAAGAUCCGCAAUCAGUUAUCGAUGCAGGUGCCGAUUUAGCAGUCGUUGGCAGGGGUAUCACGGAGACACGUCACGGUUAUCUGAAGGCCACUUUAGAAUACAAAAGAGAACUUUGGAACGCGUACGAGGAACGGAUAAACGCAUCCGAUAUGAAAUAGUAAUACAAAUAUUAAAAACAAUAUAAACCUAACAAGAUUACUCGAAUUAAAAAUACAAUAAGUAAGGCAGAGGGAAUCGGCGUGGUUAUUGAUACGCAAAAUUUAAUUUAUAUAAAAUUUACUUUAGUCUAAAAGUCUAAAGUUCUAAAAAGAUAGCCGAAACGUUAGACUUAUAUUAAAUAUAUAAUUUAGAUUAUAAUAAAAUAAUAUAUAAAUUUCUAAAACAAUACAUUUCCUGUAAGCAUUUAGCUUUGUUAAAUUUUCAUUAUAAUGCGCUAACAGAAAAAUGUUUAAUUAAAUUGACCAAAGAAUUUUUUUCAUAUUUUUUCGUAUGACUUUUAUAUAUGGUAAUAACAAAGACAAUAGCAGGAAAAGACAUACAUGAACUUUUCAAUCGAUUUAAUGUUAUCAUAUACAUAUGUAAGAUUCAUUAUCAAUCGUUGAACUUCGUAUAAUUCCACAGAAGUGAUAACCGAAAGAUUCUAUUUUUGUAAGAAAUAUAUAUAUAAUGCGUACAUGUACGAAACAAAGCUGUCCGUUUUUCUUUCUAUUCUGUGAUAUAUUCUUUAUCUAAAGUUCCUUACAGCCCUACAGAUAAAGCCCUCUUUUUCCUCGUUUUUUUUUUCGUGAUAAUCGAGCGACCACAAAUUGUGAUAUUUAAGUUAAGUCGCCGUCGAGUGCAUACCAUAUAGUGCACACUGUAAAGUUAUUUUAUUAAACAAAACUUUUACGUUA